CUCCCUCUUUCUCUCUCCUCUCCGCUUCUCUUCCGCUGCAAGCCGCAUAGCUUUGCCCAAUUCGUCUUCCACCUCCGCCUCCUCUUCCUCCAAUUUCACCGCCAACUCACAAGAUGAUGCACAUGACCUUCUACUGGGGCAAGAAGGUGACGAUCCUGUUCGACUCGUGGCGGACAGAUUCUUGGGCGGGCUACCUUCUCAGCCUCAUCGCUCUCUUCGCCGUCGCCGCCUUCUACCAGUACAUGGAGGACCGCCGCGUCCGCUUCAAGAUUAUCGCGAGAUCCAAGCCCUCCUCGACACCGGGGAUCGGGGCCCCCUUCCUCCUGCCCGUCGCUGCCUCCCGCCUCGGCCCCCCCGCCAGGUUCGCCUCCGCCAUCCUCUUCGGCGUCAACUCCGCGAUCGGAUACCUCCUCAUGCUCGCCAUCAUGUCCUUCAACGCCGGCGUCUUCAUCGCCGUAGUUGUCGGCUUGGCUGUGGGGUACCUCCUCUUCAGGAGCGGCGGGGAGGAGGACUUGGUUGUGUUGGAGAACCCCUGCGCCUGCGCUUGAUUGGGCCCUCCUCCUUCGGUACCCGCCUCAAAUUUAUGCUUCCUUUGUGUGUUCUGUUGCUUGUACUCUUCUGGCAUGUGUGUGCUCGAAUAAUUCUAUGUUAAUUAUGGUCAUUCCAACCCUAAUCUCAUGUAUGAUGUGAAAAAGAUGACAUUUUUAUGGGCUCUGUUAUGUGCAAGAUUAUAGUAUGGUGACUGUGGGUCUGUGAAAACAUUAAGGAAAGAAAGGAAAACAAAUAGUAUCACUGUUUCUUGUA
This is a messenger RNA of Musa acuminata AAA Group (dessert banana), 804 nucleotides long. RefSeq names its product copper transporter 5.1-like. Gene Ontology annotation, cellular component: plasma membrane. Gene Ontology annotation, biological process: copper ion transmembrane transport. The record is from RefSeq and is a predicted model, not a curated record. The transcript has a single exon. Gene Ontology annotation, molecular function: copper ion transmembrane transporter activity. NCBI's taxonomy places the organism in Eukaryota, Viridiplantae, Streptophyta, Magnoliopsida, Zingiberales, Musaceae. Bases 114 to 548 code for a protein of 144 amino acids.